UCAAAAUGGCGGAUGAGAAGUGACAGUGUUCCAAUUUGUCUUUUAUUUAAAAUGUUGAUGUUCCAACGAGUGAGGACUAGAAAUAUUAUCUUUUCUGUAAACCGCUAUUCCUUAAGAAGUGGCCAAAGGCUGAUAGCAGAUGCAAGUGAUAAAUCUAAUCCUGAAGGCCCAAAGAAUGGCAACACAGCCAAAAAAUUACUCCAGAAGAUGUCGAACACUUUUAAUGCAAUUCCUUCUACAAUCCAGGAGAAAAGUGAGAAGAUAACUAAAGCGUCUCUAAAUAAAAUAUCUGGUUCUAUUAGUGCCUUUGAUGACUUGCUAGGGAUAACAGAGGUAAGGAAUGCACAAUCGAAAGUUCGAGAAGCUGAAAAUAGAUUCAUGGAUUUGAGGAAACAAGUACAACAGGCUGAGAAAGAAUUGGAACUUGUUCGUGCUCAUCUUAAUGAUGUCCGUAAACGACUUGAUCGUGUGUCAAGGGACGAUGAACGUUAUCUUUCACUGGCUACAGAGGAGCAUGAAACACUCUUAGAGGAGAAGAAACUUAAGGCAUCUCAUGCUGAAUUAGAGAGUCAGGAGAGGGAUCAUUUCGCAUUGCUUUCUGGGAUAGUUCGGGAGUCGCAUGAGAAAGAAAGACAAAGAGCAGAAAGAACAAAGCAUUGGUCUGUUAUUGGGUCUCUGGUUGGAGCUACUCUUGGUGUUAUCAGCUCUUCUCUAAUCAAUUACCUGAGACUAAAAGAAGUCAAAAGUUCUGUGAAAGGAACAGGAGAAGAACUGAUGGAAAAAACUACUGAACUCCUCAAUAUCCUGACAUCCCAGGACUCAAAACUGGCAGCAAACAGCAGUGAACUCAAAGAAGCGUUUGCAGCACAGAACAAAGAGGUCACUGAUAAAUUAGAAGAUGUAAGAGAAGCAAUUGAUACAUACGCUUUGAGUGCGUCAAUUGGCUCAGAUGUUGGUACUAUUGAAUCAGGGAUUAGUCUUAAGACCUUGACUUCUCAACUCAGAGAACUUGUUCAGCUUCAAUUGGCGGCAGAAAGGGAAAGAGUGGAGAGAAAAGCAGAUUCUGCGACCUCGGAUUUCUCAACCGAUCUUCAGAGCGAAAUUAAAGAAAUUAAAGAAGAAAAUAGGAAAAUUUAUGAAGAACUUAAUUUAGGAAUUGAAACUAUUAACAAAAAAAUUGGCUCUCAGUCUGGUAAUGAAAUAUCGUUAGAGGAGAAAAAUGUAGAUGCUAUCACAGAAGUUUCUAUGAAAGAAAAAUACUAUGAAUCUGUAGCUCGUGCGGAAUACUGGUCUAAGGCACAAACAAUUGGUUCUAUUGCAAGUAUUGUUGCAAGUACGUUAGUAUUGAUUUAUGAAAUUUCAAAAUAAAGGGAUAUUUUCAAGGAGAAAUGACAAUACAAAGGAAUAGAUUGUUUUAAAAUUGGACGUUUAUCAUAGGGUGUUGAGAAGAAACACCAGUCUCGAGCUCAAAAACAAGCUUAGAUUUUCGAAAAUGGAAUCCAAAUGGACAACUAAAUCUUAUCGAUAUUAAAAGGUCAUUACUUUAUUCAGCAAUGGAAGGAGCUGGGAAAAUAUAGAUCGUACUAACUGAAAAUAGUGUAACUUUCCUACUAAUUUGGACAUUAAAUAUUCUGCCCCUAUAAAA
Molecule: messenger RNA, 1645 nt
Organism: Actinia tenebrosa (Australian red waratah sea anemone)
Lineage: Eukaryota; Metazoa; Cnidaria; Anthozoa; Actiniaria; Actiniidae
Source: RefSeq, a predicted model, not a curated record